Molecule: messenger RNA, 804 nt
Organism: Trichomonas vaginalis G3
Lineage: Eukaryota; Parabasalia; Trichomonadida; Trichomonadidae
Product: saposin family
Exons: 1
Coding region: 1-804 (267 amino acids)
Source: RefSeq, a predicted model, not a curated record
AUGGAUAAUCGACAAAUUUGCGAAUUAUAUGAUAGAUGUCUACCAAUUCAAAGAGAAAAUGAAAAGAUUGAAAAGAACGACUGUAAUGACUGUACAGAUAUCAUUGACACAGUAAGGGCAUACUCAUGGUCUGCUACAAACUUUGAUUUUUCAUUUGAUAUCGAUCAAGAAAUUUAUAAACAAAGAGAUUCAAUUGAUUCUUUGAUAUCACGUAAUUUUGGAACAAGUUCUAUUUGUAAAACUUUAGGUUACUGCAGGCCAAAUCAUUCAGAACUUGAAUCUCUCGCAUUAGACAACAAAACAAAUACAACAGCUCGUCCAGUUAUAUAUAAUAAGAAAGGGAAAAGAAUAAAAGGUCCAACAAGAACCCCAAAGCCAGCUAAAACCCCUAGAAAUGAAGUAAAAGUUGUUGAUUACGAAUCUCUUUACAAAAACAAUAAAACAUUUUGGGGGCAAUGCUCAGCACCAAUUAAACAAUGCAGUAGAGGCUACAAUUGCUCAAGUUACUCAGGAUGUGCACAUCUUACGAUUUGCCACGCUUUCGGAGUCGGCUGUGUCAAUGUAAAUUGUUCGAAAUGUAAAGCGGUUCUGAAUUACAUGACAGGCGCCGGAAAGGAUAAUUUCACCAUCAGCAUGAUGUCGACGAUUUGGGAUGAUAUUUGCACAAACACACUUAGAAUGGAAGACAUGACAUGUGACAUGGCCAAAGCUAAUGAUUACCAAAUGAUCAAAAACUUUUUCAAUUUCUUUGCGACGAAAAUGUCUUCAAAUACAUUAUGUUACACUUCAAAAUUGUGUCCAUAA